Trichoderma virens Gv29-8 is the source of this 1476-nucleotide messenger RNA. RefSeq lists its product as uncharacterized. Gene Ontology annotation, biological process: transmembrane transport. Gene Ontology annotation, cellular component: membrane. Gene Ontology annotation, molecular function: transmembrane transporter activity. The record is from RefSeq and is a predicted model, not a curated record. The coding region runs from base 1 to 1476 and encodes 491 amino acids. The transcript is spliced from 6 exons. Lineage: Eukaryota; Fungi; Ascomycota; Sordariomycetes; Hypocreales; Hypocreaceae.
AUGGAUUCAGACAAGAAUCCAUCAAACUCAGCCCAGCACGAUGAGCUUCGUAUAGAAUCGGGUGAUAAUCAUCCGAUUGGGGAGAUUUUUUUCACCAAGAAGCUGCAUAAACAUCACGAUGAUGCCCUCGAUUUCCUCCAAUCUGCAGUGGAGCAUAGCUUCACCUACACAGACGAGGAAGCGACUAUCGUGCGGUGGAAAGUCGAUUUAAUGUUAAUGCCACUGUUACUUGGGACGUAUACCCUGAACUUUUUAGACAAAGGCAUUCUGUCCAAUGCGUCAGUGUUUGGACUCAAGGAUGAUACGCAUCUCGUCGGUCAAGAGUACAGCUGGGUUGCGAGCAUAUUCUACUUCGGCUAUAUGGUUGGACAGCCAGUGAACGCGUAUAUGCUUCACAAAGUCCCUAUGGGUAAAUGGAUCGCUGGCAAUGUACUCGGAUGGGGUGUAUGCAUUUUAUUGGGAAUCACUGCCAAGAACUUUGCAGGUAUCGCUACAUCAAGAUUCUUUCUUGGACUUUUUGAAUCUGUCACGAACCCGGCAUUUGUGCUAAUCACUAGCCAAUACUAUACUCGCAAGGAACACUCCCUUCGCUCGUGUAUAUGGUGGGCAGGCAACGCUGUUGGGUCUUUCUUUGGGGAUUUGAUCGCGUACGGGAUUGGCCAUGGCCAUGGGCCGCUAUCGCCGUGGAAGUACAUGUUCAUCACUUUCGGUGGAUUCACAAUCCUCUGGUCUGUGAUGCUCAUACUAUUUUUGCCUGAUUCCCCGUGGAGAAUGAAAUUCUUAAACGAACGAGAGAAAAAAAUCGCCGUACUGCGAGUAAUGUCAAAUCAUACCGGCAUCAGUUCCUCACAUUGGCAAUGGAAACAAGCAGUCUCUGUUCUUGUGGAUCCCCAGGCUUGGAUGUUCUUUUGUAUUGCAUUUAUACAAUGCCUUCCAGGUGGCGGAUUGACAGCCUUCAAUAAACUUAUCCUAACAGGACUCGGCUAUACCAACCUUGAAGCGACUAUAUAUUCUAUGCCAGAGCACGCCAUUCAGCUCUUCAGUAUUAUUCUUGCCUUGAUUGUGUAUUAUGUGCCGGCGUCAAGCAAACUCACCCGCUUGGCUGGUGUGUACAUUCUCUUCACCAAUACCAUUAGUUAUAUCAUGGUAUUAAGUCUUGUCGCUUCUAAUUUCGCUGGAAUGUCUCGCAAGUUGGCUGUUUCCGCGGGGAUAUUUCUUGCUUAUUCGGCAGGGAAUCUUGUCGCACCGCAUCUGUUCAUCGACUCGGAGGCACCCCUCUACCCAACGGGCUUUCGAGGAAUGAUUGCCUCAUUUGUAACCUUAAUUGUGUUGGCUCUCAUCCUUAUGACCUAUCUGAUUUUACAAAACAAACAGCGCGACAAGAAAUAUGGGAAAGUUGAUCCCGAUGCCAUACAGGAGGAUGACUUCCUGGACCUAACUGACAAGGAGCUGCAUUAUUUUCGAUACGCUUGGUAA